Molecule: messenger RNA, 938 nt
Organism: Apaloderma vittatum (bar-tailed trogon)
Lineage: Eukaryota; Metazoa; Chordata; Aves; Trogoniformes; Trogonidae
Gene: MICU1
Product: mitochondrial calcium uptake 1
Exons: 8
Biological process (GO): calcium import into the mitochondrion; mitochondrial calcium ion homeostasis
Cellular component (GO): uniplex complex
Molecular function (GO): calcium ion binding
Source: RefSeq, a predicted model, not a curated record
ACUUGGGCCUCGAUCAGUUUAUUGUGAAACGCUAUGAUGGGAAGAAAUUAUCCCAGGAGCGAGAGAAGUUUGCCGACGAGGACAGCAUAUUCUAUGCGCUUGGAGAAUGUGGACUCAUUUCUUUUUCCGACUACAUCUUCCUCACGACAGUCCUUUCCACUCCCCAGAGGAAUUUCGAAAUCGCCUUUAAGAUGUUUGAUCUGAAUGGUGACGGCGAGGUGGACAUGGAAGAGUUUGAGCAGGUCCAGAGCAUCAUUCGUUCGCAAACCAGCAUGGGUAUGCGCCACAGAGACCGAUCUACAACGGGAAACACCCUGAAAACCGGCUUCAGCUCCGCACUGACGACAUACUUCUUUGGGGCGGAUCUGAAGGGGAAGCUGACGAUCUCCCACUUCCUCGAUUUCCAGCGCAAGCUGCAGCACGAUAUUCUGAAGCUUGAGUUUGAGCGGCACGACCCAGUUGACGGGCGGAUCACGGAGCGGCAGUUCGGCAGCAUGCUGCUGGCCUACAGCGGCGUGCAGUCCAAGAAGCUCACCGUCAUGCUGAAGCAGCUCAAGAAGCAUUUCCAAGACGGAGAGGGGCUGACCUUUGAGGAGGUGGAGAGCUUCUUCACUUUCCUGAAGAACAUAAAUGACGUGGACACAGCUUUGAGCUUCUACCACAUGGCCGGAGCUUCGCUUGAUAAAGUGACGAUGCAGCAGGUGGCCAGGACGGUGGCCAAGGUGGAGCUCUCCGACCACGUGUGCGACGUGGUGUUCGCCCUCUUCGACUGCGAUGGGAACGGUGAGCUGAGCAACAAGGAGUUUGUGGCCAUCAUGAAGCAGCGCCUUAUGAGAGGCCUGGAGAAGCCCAAGGACAUGGGCUUCACGCGACUCAUGCGGGCCAUGUGGAAAUGCGCCCAGGAGACCGCGUGGGACUUCACCGUGCCCAAACCUUAG